ACCAAACUGAACACAACCCUUUCGUGUGUUUUAUAUCUAUAUACGCGCAAUUAUUCCUGACACUUUCUCAACAACUUCUCGUUCAACUCCGUCAUUCUCGACUUCUUCACACACGACACAAAACUGCCCAAUAAUAAUAAUCAUAAUAAAUCAUAUCCUGCAUUGGAGCUGAAAACCCAUUUCAUUUUUCCAAAAAUUCACUUCAAAAACCCAGUAAAUAUCUUUACAAUUUUUGCGACGAAUUAGCGACGAAAACGGUGUGUUAAUUUGGGGGUUUGAAUGGAUUCAAGUUCAACGCCUCAAGUUAGGUUCACGUUAGGGAGACAAUCAUCAAUGGCGCCGGAGCGGGUAUCCGGAUCCGAAUCGGAAGAUGAGGAGGUGGAUGGGUCGGAUCUGAUUGAUCCGAGGGUUAGGUUGAUGUUUUUUUCGAGUGAAGGUGAUUUAGAUGGGAUUAAAGAACUAUUGGAGUCUGGAACUGAUGUUAAUUUUAAAGAUAUUGAUAAUCGGACUGCGUUACAUGUGGCUGCUUGUCAAGGGUUUUGUGAUGUUGCUGAGUUGUUGUUGAAUGCUGGUGCUGAUGUUGAUCCCAAAGAUCGUUGGGGUAGCACUCCUCUUGCAGAUGCAAUACAUUACAAGAAUCAUGAUAUGAUCAAGCUUUUGGAGAAGCAUGGAGCCAAACCUCUGAUGGCCCCCAUGCAUGUCAAAAAUGCGCGUGAAGUUCCAGAAUACGAAAUUGAUGCUAAAGAACUUGAUUUUACAGACAGUGUAGACAUUACUAAGGGUACCUUCACCAUAGCUUCAUGGCGUGGAACGAAAGUCGCAGUUAAAAAACUUGGAGAUGAGCUUUUUACCGAUAAGGAAAAAGUGAGGGCUUUUAGGGAUGAACUUGAAUUACUUCAGAAGAUACGCCAUCCAAAUGUGGUUCAGUUUCUUGGUGCCGUAACUCAAAGUAGUCCAAUGAUGAUAGUGACAGAGUAUUUACCAAAGGGCGAUCUUCGUCUAUUUUUAAAGCGGAAAGGAGCACUAAAGCCAAUAACCGCUUUGAAAUUCGCCAUGGAUAUAGCAAGGGGGAUGAACUAUUUGCACGAGAAUAAACCAGAACCGAUUAUUCACAGGGAUCUAGAGCCUUCGAAUGUUUUGCGGGCUGAUUCUGGACAUCUAAAAGUUGCAGACUUCGGAAUUAGUGAGCUGCUUAAAGUGGCUAAUAAGACAGCCAAACAAGAGAAACUCCUGUCUUAUCAUGACACUACAUGGAGAUAUGUUGCUCCUGAGGUGUUUAGAAAUGAAGACUAUGACACUAAAGUGGAUGUUUUCUCAUUUGCCUUGAUUUUGCAAGAGAUGAUUGAAGGCCAACAACCAUUUUAUAAUAAGAAGGAAGAUGAUGUUCCGAAAGCAUAUGUUUCAAAAGAACGCCCUCCGUUUAAUGCCCCAGCAAAGAGUUACGCCCAUGGGCUUAAAGAGUUGAUUGAAGAGUGUUGGCAUGAGAAUCCAGCUGAGAGACCGACAUUCCGAAAGAUAAUCUCUCGGUUGGAAUCAAUCUAUAACUCUAUUAAUCGUAGGAGGCGUUGGAAGGUUAAGCCAUUGAAGUGGUUUCAGAAAAUGGAGACGAUGUGGAAGAAAGAAGAUUCUGAAAGAAGCAGCCGUGACCGAUCAUCUCACAUAUAAGAUGGUCAACGGUUGCCUUUUUCGGCUCUUGAAGUAACCUUCACAGAUGCUAAAGUAGCUGGAGAAGGCAGUUUCUUGUUCAAAAAUUGUUGUGCAAACUCAUUUUAUUAUGUACAAUUAGAUUUCUUGUUGUUAAUUUCUAGUGUCAUCUUCCACUUAUGAUUUGUUACAAAACUUUAUGCUGCUAUACUGCACAAAGAUGUCACAAAUUGUUUUUUUUUUUCAAAAUACAUGAGGUUCAUGGUUGAAUGCCUUUAGAUGUCU
Messenger RNA from Helianthus annuus (common sunflower), 1929 nucleotides. Its product is annotated as integrin-linked protein kinase 1. The transcript has 12 exons. Gene Ontology annotation, biological process: protein phosphorylation. The coding region runs from base 280 to 1665 and encodes 461 amino acids. Gene Ontology annotation, molecular function: protein binding; ATP binding; protein kinase activity. NCBI's taxonomy places the organism in Eukaryota, Viridiplantae, Streptophyta, Magnoliopsida, Asterales, Asteraceae. The record is from RefSeq and is a predicted model, not a curated record.